Molecule: messenger RNA, 204 nt
Organism: Prunus armeniaca (apricot)
Lineage: Eukaryota; Viridiplantae; Streptophyta; Magnoliopsida; Rosales; Rosaceae
Source: the annotation of a GenBank genome assembly
AUGGACCCUAAUCCACUCCCUCCAUUAGCAAGAGGCAGGAAAGGUAGAGGGGGAAUCAACCCUUUUGCAAACAAUGACAGGAACAGACUGUGGACAAACUGGAGGAAUCAUCCAGAUUUCGAAGAAGAGGAAGAGCAUAGAGAGGAAGUUCUACCCAGGCCAUACAGAGUGGAACAAAGGAUUGAACACAACCAUCCAGAAUAG